Messenger RNA from Musa acuminata subsp. malaccensis (wild Malaysian banana), 1394 nucleotides. RefSeq names its product PTI1-like tyrosine-protein kinase At3g15890. Lineage: Eukaryota; Viridiplantae; Streptophyta; Magnoliopsida; Zingiberales; Musaceae. Gene Ontology annotation, biological process: protein phosphorylation. The record is from RefSeq and is a predicted model, not a curated record. Gene Ontology annotation, molecular function: protein kinase activity; ATP binding.
CUGUCGAACAAAUCAUAUGCUGCGUUAGAUCCAGAAAUGUAGACUAACAAAGAGUACUGAAGAGUUUGACGAUACGGAAGCAAGGUUCUCUAUAUGAGUUCGAAGUGCCUUGAGCUGGCAAAUGAAACUGUCCUUAGUGUAGCCUAGCUUUUGCUCUGCUCCUCAUCUUCUUAGGAUUCCAAGGGCUUCAUCUUCUUGAACUCCUAAGGGCUAGAUGCUUCAGAGUUGCCUUUGCUGCUUCUCACUUGGCGAACAGGAGGCCUCACGGAGAUCGAGUGAGAGCCAUGGCCAUCCUUGGCGAACCUAUAGGUUGAGGGAGCUGAUCCAUGCCACGGAGAACUUUCACCAAGGGAACAAGCUCGGAGAAGGCGGCUUUGGUGCUGUCUACUGGGGUAGAACUAGCAAAGGAGUAGAGAUUGCCGUGAAGCGGCUCAAAGCCAUGACAGCCAAGGCGGAGAUGGAAUUCGCCAUCGAAGUCGAGAUUCUUGCAAGGGUGAGGCACGAGAAUCUUUUGAGCCUUAGAGGAUUCUCUGCAGGCAGAAAGGAGAGGCUGAUCGUCUACGACUACAUGCCAAACAACAGCCUCCACUGCCAUCUCCAUGGCCGUCGUUCUCCCGAAGUGCUGCUUGAUUGGCGGACGAGGAUGCGGAUCGCCAUCGGAGCCGCCGAAGGACUAGCGUACUUGCACCACGAGGCAAGCCCUCAUAUCAUACACAGGGACAUCAAGGCCAGCAACGUGCUCCUCGACGCAGACUUCUGCCCCAAGGUGGCCGAUUUCGGGUUCGCGAAGCUGAUACCGGAGGGAGUGAGCCACAUGACGACGAGGGUGAAGGGAACCCUAGGCUACCUUGCACCGGAGUACGCCAUGCUUGGGAAGGUCUCCGAGAGCUGCGACGUGUACAGCUUCGGCAUCCUAUUGCUCGAGAUCGUGAGCGCGAGGAAGCCCAUCGAGAAGCUGUCCGGCGGCGUCAUGCGCGACAUCGUGCAGUGGGCAUCGCCCCUGGCGGCGAACGGUGCAUGGGACCGCAUUGCAGAUCCUCGGCUCGGCGGAAGGUUCAAGCAAGACGAGCUACAGGACGCGGUGGUUAUCGCCUUGCGGUGCGCCGAUAUCAACCCCGAUAACCGACCGACGAUGAAGGAAGUGGUGGCGCUUCUGAAAGGUCGGUGAUGAUGGAGAUAGGCAUGGGAAAUGCUCGAGAGGAAAACCUCGAGAAUGGGGUAAUGGAUGAGCUCCUCUUGCUGGUCCCUGCGUCUGUGGAUUGCAGGACACUGAUGAUGAUCGAGUUCGAUACACAAUUGAAAUCAUGUAACAAAUACGAUGAUUGAAGGAAAAACUCUUCAAUGAUCGAUAUUGGCUGAGUCGAUGUUAGAGGAUUCAAUGCAACACUUUUCUA